AUGUCUAGCGCAACGGAACGGCCGAGCGCAGAAAAUCCAGGAACCGCCGCAUCCGAAUCCCCACCGCCGCAGGUCAUGCAGAUAGUGGUCAGACGGGACUUGCUUGAUGCGGAAGGGUGGGGAUUUGGUCCAUUGAUGGCGCAAGUAGCGCACGCAACGGCUGCCGUGCUGCAUGAGACGCGGGACAGGCCUGAGACAGUGGAGUAUCUCGAAAAUCUCAAAGAGAUGCGAAAGGCGGUCUUGCAAACGGCUAACGAAGACUCACUGACCAAGCUCGCGACACUACUGAGCUCGUCGACGCCGCCAGUGCCGCACCACCUUUGGGUCGAGCAGCCGGAGAACGUGCCUACGUGCUUGGCGCUUGCGCCGAACCGGAGGGAGUCGCCUAUUAAGAAGGCGCUGGAUAAGAGCGGGUGCCGGCGGUGGAAGGGCUAAGAUCUGAGGGAUGCGGGAUGCGGCGCACAUGGUCUGAACAGAGACCUGUCACAGAUGUACGAACUACUAAUUAUACUGGAAAUCACAAUCUUUUUUGCCCUC
This is a messenger RNA of Gloeophyllum trabeum ATCC 11539, 537 nucleotides long. Its product is annotated as peptidyl-tRNA hydrolase II. Bases 1 to 435 code for a protein of 144 amino acids. The record is from RefSeq and is a predicted model, not a curated record. The transcript has 7 exons. Gene Ontology annotation, molecular function: peptidyl-tRNA hydrolase activity. NCBI's taxonomy places the organism in Eukaryota, Fungi, Basidiomycota, Agaricomycetes, Gloeophyllales, Gloeophyllaceae.